GUAGUGUAGAUGAAUAUUUCAAUUUUGAAAUGUCUGUGUUAUGCUAUAAUGAUAAUGGGUGGGUUAUUGAUCAUCAAGAAAUUGUCAGACAAUGGUAUAAGAAUUGUAAAAUUACAAAAUCUAGUCUCCCUUCAUCUUCAUCACUGACAUCAGAUACAAAUUCAUUAAAAGCCAAACUCAACACAGAUAAUAUGUCAAAAGCAGAGAAUAGAGAGAUGUCAAAUUGUGAAAGAUUAACAACAGCCUUACAGUUGAAAAAUGAUUUAUUUGCGAUUAAGAGUCCAUAUAUGAUGGACAGUCAAUUUAUAAAACUUCAGAAGACCUUAGAAACAGAUUAUAUUCCAUCAACGACAAGUAGAAAGAGAAAAAAGAAAGUAGAUAAAAUUGAUGAAGAUUGUUCUGACUAUACAGUAAUUAAAAGAUUGAGUGAUGCUCAUAAAUCCCUAAUCUCCUUAGCUCAAGGUAAAGGCUAUUUAUUAAAUAAAUAUGAGAAUAUUGACAACAAUAAAUCUGCUAGACAGGCUAGUCAGAUAGUUGGUCCUGGUGAUAGUCUAAUAGAUAUAGUAGAGACAAGUUCAACUGAUGAUAAUAUAAAACCACCUCUAGUUAUAGAACAUGCUCAAGAUGAAGUUACUAUACAAAUCAAUCAACUGGUUCAUUUUAAUUGUAUUUUACCAACUGUUACACAGAUACUUGGUGAAAAAUACUUACUUCCUGUAAACUGUCGUUUUCUGUUGUCAGAUUGGAGCAAGCUUUUACAGACAGAUAUAACAAAUGGAAACCGUUUUGAUUUAAUUGUCAUAGAUCCUCCAUGGAAAAAUAAAUCUGUAAAGCGAAAGAAAAGUUAUAAUACUGUAUGGGAAGAUACAUUAUUAGAUUUACCAAUAUAUCAGUUGAUAAAUAAUGGAGGUCUGGUUGUAAUAUGGGUAACAAAUAAACCAAAACUACAUUCUUUUAUUAAAGAAACUUUAUUACCGUCAUGGAAGCUCAAAUUCUGUGCUGAAUGGCAUUGGUUAAAAGUUACUACAAGUGGUGAAUUAAUCUGUGAUAUAAAUACAACUAUGAAGAAACCGUAUGAGACACUAAUUAUAGCACAAUAUAUAAAUAAUAAAGAUAACUGUCGGCCAUCUUUACUUAAUCAACAAGUCAUCAUCAGCAUACCUUGUAGUUUACAUUCAAAGAAACCACCACUUCUAGAAAUAAUGAAGCCAUUUCUUGUAGAAAAUCCAAAGUGUUUAGAAUUAUUUGCAAGGAAUUUACAACCACACUGGACUAGUUGGGGUAAUGAGGUUUUAAAACAUCAGCAUUUAGAUUAUUAUGAAGCUACCUGAAACAUCGCCAUUAGAAGAUCAAGAUCUAUAUGGGAUUGCAAUCCACUGUGAGGAAAGAUGCAAGAAAGUAUGCCAAUGUUUUCUGUUGCCAAAAAUUGAGCAUGUCUGUGUUUUAUUAUAACAGCCAAUUAAUUCAUUCAGCAUUUGUAAUGUCAGUCAAAGACAGAAAUAGUUGCCAUAUAAAAAAAAUGAUGCUAUCAUAUUUCCCAUGAUGACAGAUAUUAUGUUAUUUCGCAAGCCAUUAAAUAUUUCCUUUUUUU
Patella vulgata (common limpet) is the source of this 1591-nucleotide messenger RNA. RefSeq names its product N(6)-adenine-specific methyltransferase METTL4. Bases 30 to 1331 code for a protein of 433 amino acids. Gene Ontology annotation, molecular function: nucleic acid binding; methyltransferase activity. The transcript is spliced from 9 exons. The record is from RefSeq and is a predicted model, not a curated record. Gene Ontology annotation, cellular component: RNA N6-methyladenosine methyltransferase complex; nucleus. NCBI's taxonomy places the organism in Eukaryota, Metazoa, Mollusca, Gastropoda, Patellidae.